AUGCGAUUUCACGCCGCUUCCAGCACCGCCGAGACCAUCGGCGAGCGAUAUCACGAUAUCCUCAGUUCUCCUACGCUCGCAGGGCUCCGGCACAUUCGCAACAUCGUUCAUGAAGCUGUGGUGCUUGAGGAUGUUAUCAAAAAGUACGUGGAUGAUCGAAGAACUCGCAUCGAAAAGCGGUAUCACGAGAGAAAGCGAGGCCGCCGCGCAAAGACUGUCUCUGACCUUAUUCCUACAGUAUCGCUGCAAGAUCUGCGAGAUCAACAAGAGGAGGCUAUCGCCGACGAUAAGAAGAAAGCAACAUAA
Messenger RNA from Fusarium poae, 306 nucleotides. RefSeq lists its product as uncharacterized. The coding region runs from base 1 to 306 and encodes 101 amino acids. The transcript has a single exon. NCBI's taxonomy places the organism in Eukaryota, Fungi, Ascomycota, Sordariomycetes, Hypocreales, Nectriaceae. The record is from RefSeq and is a predicted model, not a curated record.